Cuscuta campestris is the source of this 1642-nucleotide messenger RNA. Lineage: Eukaryota; Viridiplantae; Streptophyta; Magnoliopsida; Solanales; Convolvulaceae. The record is from the annotation of a GenBank genome assembly.
CACAAAUGAGGUUUUUAGUCCUAUUUAUAAUAAUCUCUAAGCACGUCAAGCACGUCUUUGCUCAUCCGGCCGGUCAGCUCCCUGACCGGUCAGUUUGUAUGCCUUCGUCAGAAGAAGCCAUGUCUUUGAUUUUGGACCUUCUCACCCCCGACCGGUUAGACUGCCCGGGUCGACUGGGUCAUGGGGUGUUGGAUUUGAUACCUCCCAGUCGGUGCGAACCUACCGGUGGAAUUCAUGGGUUAUUACUCAUCAAGGAGUCCUCCGAUUCCCGGCUUUGUGGGUACCAUCAGAGGCAGGAAGCAUAUGCAAUCUUUUCAAAUUCCAACUCUGCGUGUGGUUUUGGCGGGAAAACGAAGAAGCCGGUUGAUGCUUCCACUUGUGCCCCUUCUUCUUCCACGGCACAAGCGAUCACGGUUGCUCGGUCCGUGGGUGACGGCUUUAUUCCGCUGGAUGACCGGUUGCUCUUGGAGCAACCGUCGUACAUGCAGAAGGCUCACGUCCAUGAGCUGCGCAACCUGAUGCCCGAUGGUUACCAGUUGUCCUACCGGGCAAUGUGGAAGAAUAUUAUUUCUCUCCACGCCGGUAUGACGAUUGGGAUCCACUACCACUCCAUCAAGGACUUGGGUGAAUUCUCUAUUCACCCUUUCAAGGUCCUUUUCUUUGAGACAUACGCGAUCAUGCCCGGGCUGUUGGCCCCAAAUGGUCACCGUAUGUUGAGCAGCUUUAUCAAUGUCUGUCGUUUCCUCCGCAUUCCCCUCUCACUCUGCCUUUUUGACCAUAUGUUUGAUGUCCGGCUCGGGUCCAAGGAAACCCUUGGAUUCGUGAUUGUGUCCUCUCAUCAAGCCCGGGCAUUCCUUUCCGGUCUUCCUCAUUCCAAUAGGGUCCAGGUCAAGCCCAGGGAAACUGAUGACCUGGCCGCCUGGGAAGCCACCCUCCGGACUGGGGACACCUCCACCCGAGGUCCCUACAAUGUUGGGAAGUGGGGGGUCUACCCGGUUCGGGAGACUGACCCUGAACCAGAGAUCGUUUUGGAGGAGGCGAUCCCAGACGUUAUUCCUCUCCGCCGCUUGGAAGGGUCUAAAGCCCCGGUCUCUGCUGUCGCCAGUUCCUCGCGCCGGAGGAAGAAGGAGGAGAAAGUGGUGAAAUUCAACUCCAAAUUUGCCAUCCCACAAAUCAUUGACGCAGAGGAGCCCUCCACCGCCCAGCCCUCUGGCCAGCCGCUAACUUUGGAAGAGCAGUUGGCCCGGUCUCAUCAGGGCACCAGCCAGCCCAUUCACUCCGGGGAGAUCUACAUCAAUGUAGAUACCAUAGAGUUUGACACGAUCCUGAUGGAGACCGGCCAUACAUCAGAGGCCGGUCAGGGCGGUCAACAAGCUGAGGGGGGUAGCGGCGAAGAAGAGGCUGCCGAGGAGGCCCUCUAGAGGAAGAGGCGGAGGACUCAGACUGUGAUUCAAUUCACGAAUUCAAAGAGUAAGGAAUCGUACGAGUUCUUACACCAAUAAUCACGUAUAGAUUCGGGACUUUAGCUUGAUCCUCGUGAUGUCAUUUCUUCUACGGUUAUUACACAUAUAUUCCCUUGCUAGGGUCAUAACGAAGUUUUUCUGUUCAAUGAGAUCAUCAAUAAUAACCUUCAGAGAUAAGG